GACGGCCCCUUACAGCUACUACAUAGCAUAGCCCUGCCACGGCUGAUCUUAUCCUCGAAUAGGCACCGGGUAUUGGCACCACCACCAACUAUUUUGGGUAACUGUGAUACUGUAAUAGUUCUCACAGGCUGAAUGAUAACUUUAUUUUUUCGCCGCCAUGUAGAAGAUCCUGUAACGGUUAAAUUAAAUGAUCAGCAGUCUAUAUCCUUACCCGUAAUACAAUUGCACCCGCAAUCUUUCCACGGAGCCAUCACAGUCACAUUGUGUGCAGGAGGAGGGAAGAGUAUAAGUUAUGAAGCUUGGCCUCGACGUUGGAAUUUUGAUUGAUUGUUUCAUUAAACUACUGAACCGAGCGAAACGAUCCGAUUAAAACUUGAUACCUACUCGAGAAAGCGGCUUACGUCAACAAGCAACUAGCAAAUAUGAUGUUUAAGAACUAUGCCUUAGUCUUCCUCUCCGUCGCCUUCCCUCUAGCUACGACAUCGGCGCUACCGAAACAUAGCUCUUCAGUCCCGAGUAAGGCGUGUUGGGCCGGCCAGAUUCAUUAUCCUUGCAACGGGUCGACGACGGGUUGUACUCCUGACGGGAUCAUGGUUAAAUGUCAAGACACGAGCGGUGCAAUGAUCUACGCCGAUAUGUGCGGCCUAGGAUCCGCGGGAAAGGGUACAUGUACCUACGACGCCGACUGCAAUGCGGCCUGCAGUGCUUAGAGUAUUGAAAACUUGGGCAAGUCACGGGCUGAACGAGAGUGACUAUAAGAAUGCCUUGGAUACCUGUUAUUCAAGCAUGAUCAUCUAUAAUUCGUUAUAUGGGAGUGUUUGAGGGACGAGUAGUUGUGAAUCACUGAUUUCUAUUUGAGGAUUCACUUACACUGAUACGCCAUUGAUAA
Messenger RNA from Daldinia vernicosa, 889 nucleotides. RefSeq lists its product as uncharacterized. The transcript has 2 exons. Bases 423 to 710 code for a protein of 95 amino acids. The record is from RefSeq and is a predicted model, not a curated record. Lineage: Eukaryota; Fungi; Ascomycota; Sordariomycetes; Xylariales; Hypoxylaceae.